CGAACAAUUCUCGCUGUGGGCCAUGCGGUGGGCUAUUCGAUAAUUUUCUUGUGCUGGUUAACAAUUAUUUCAAGAGAUUGCCCUCAACGACUCAAGACUAUUUCAACCUAUUUUUCAUUUAAUGUACGUACAAUGAAUCCUCCAAAUCAAUUUGCAUUGAUUGGUGGUGACAGUGCCUUUGCAGACAGGCAAAAACGUUUGUCUGAUCAACUUUCGAUCGCAGAGAAGCAAUGCAACAAGGACAAGAAUACAGGUACUGAUCAUCCGAUGGAAAUUGAAUCUUGUACCAAUGAUAAUGAAGGAGUACGACUAUUCGAAACCGGCACGAAGCCUGAAAGUGAGACAAUGCAGUUUUGUGACCAAGAAAGUAUUUUUAAAAGGCCUCUAGGUCCUGCACCACGAUCUGCUUCUCGCAGAAUCCCUGAUCACCGUAGAAAUCCUCAUAAGUGGCGGAAAUAUAGCCUGGAGAAUGUUUCCAGUUAUGACAUGAGCGAUUCCAGCAAUACCAAAUCUGCCGUGGAAAUUCUCGUGGAAUUGAGAGCCCAAAGAGCAAAAGAGAAAAGUUUGAACAAUUUGGAUUCUCCAAUGGAGUCUGAUGACAACACUGAUCCUAAUUCAUACUUCAUCCCAUUCAAGCCCCCACAUGCCCUAGCAGGUGUCCGAUUCAAGAAGCUGUCAUAUACUGAACGAUCAGUUAAGAAAAAGCCAGCGGUGGUUGUGGAGCGUGAGGAAAAGCCCAUUUUUCUAAAUACUAAAGUUGUGAUGCCUGAAUAUGUUGUUGGUCAAAAGAAAAAGAGAAAAGGUAGAGGAAAGAAAAGAACUUCAGAGUUGAAAGUUGAGCGCACCAAGGAACUGAAAUUAAAUCACUUGGAGGAGUUUGAUAAGGAAGAUGACCAAUAACUAACACCUGCCUAUAACAUUAACAUUAACAUUAACAUUUGGCUGUAAUAAAUUAUAUUCGUACCAUA
Molecule: messenger RNA, 968 nt
Organism: Athalia rosae (coleseed sawfly)
Lineage: Eukaryota; Metazoa; Arthropoda; Insecta; Hymenoptera; Athaliidae
Exons: 1
Coding region: 133-900 (255 amino acids)
Source: RefSeq, a predicted model, not a curated record